Messenger RNA from Yamadazyma tenuis ATCC 10573, 1922 nucleotides. Lineage: Eukaryota; Fungi; Ascomycota; Pichiomycetes; Serinales; Debaryomycetaceae. The record is from RefSeq and is a predicted model, not a curated record.
ACUCAUCUUAAAUGAUAUAGAAAGACUUUUAGUACCAUCGCCAUGGAGAUAAUUCCAGAAACUAUCACCAGUGCACUAGAGAAGAGUCGGGAACGAACGUUCUUACUCAAGUUAGAGACUGACCUCAUCAAGUUCAUCAGCAGCUUAUCUACCAAUACCAACAGGGAGUACAUUAUUGGACCGCAUAUCCUUAUCAACUCAUAUUUCCGGCUCUUGGGUCAUCAGCUUUGCAAUUACUACAGCUUACUGCACUGGAAUCUUGCCAACUGCAGCAUCAGUGUGGGCCCUACGGAGGAUGUCGAUUAUGGUGUCAUUUCUAGUGAUAUCUCCUUGGGAAAGAAGAAGACGCUAAAGGUGUAUUUAAAUCCCAGCCUGCCUCCUAAGGUGGCAGAUACCAAUUCCAAUCCUGAUAUAAAGCAAGUUGCAAGGAUACUAAAGCCCAGGCGGAUCAUGAAAUCAGAAGGAACGGAAUCUAGUUCUAGCAUAACCACCUCUUCUCUCGGAAGUGCAACUCCAACUUCUUUGCAAGAGGAUAGUGGAAAACUCCACGAUGAUAGAGAAACAAGGGAGGCGCUAUAUUUGAAGAUACGACAGGAGAUCUUCCAGAAGGACAACGAAGAGGAUGACGACUCGGACUCGGGGUCUGAUGGUGAGUUUGAAGGUACGGAAAGUGACUACAGCUCCAACACUAGUUUCGACAAGCUCCACCGAAGUGUGUACGAUCAAAGGUAUCCGCCUGAAACGCCGUUGGAAAGUCCCAUCACUAUGAGCCAGUAUUCAGCACCUCAGAUGAUGUCUCCAGCAAGCUAUUGUCCAAUAAUACCGGGAGGGAGCUAUCAGACAAAUUAUCAGACAAACUACGGCCAUUAUUCCAACGCUCCAGCAUACUUCAUUCCCAUGCCGGUGUAUGGAAACUACGGGGUGCAAUACGAUAAAGAAACCGAGAGGAAACUCUUGAACAAUCCGUAUAUCAUCAUCCCCGAUACCAAUCACAACCGGCGCAAACCAAAGAGACACUCGUCUAAUUACCAUGGGUCCAAUGACGCACAGAGUAAACAGAAAGACAAAUGAAGUUGAGGCAGAGUAUAGAAAUAAACAUGUUUCUGCAGCAGGGUAUCGUAUUUAACUAGUGGAGCAAGAGCUGAUUGUCUAAGUGGCUGUUGAUUAUAGUUUGUGGUGUAAAUGGUUGCAAUUUCGUCUAGCAAAAGUCGCGCGGCGGUGUGAAUGCGAUCUCGAACUUAAUUAACUAGUUACGUCUUCAUCUUCUCACGAUGUCCAAUCCACAAGAAGACGACUUAGUGCCCGAAUCCAUCGAAGGUUACGUUGUCGGCGAAAAAAAGACCAUUGAGGAAUACACAAACCUUGAUGCUGAAGAUGAAAGUUUGGCUAAAUGGAAAGCUUCCUUGGGAUUAACUGCUGAUGGUAACGCGUACCCUGUAAAGGCUGGUGACAAAAGAAAAGUGGUGAUCGUCCAGAUGUCUUUGACGUUCCCAGACGAACCGGAGUUGAAGCCCAUCGUGAUAGAUUUGGAAGAUUCCCAAGGAAACACGUUGAACAAGGAGAUAAAGUUCAGUAUCAAGGAGAAAUCCGUCUAUCAAUUGAACAUCCAAUUUCGAGUCCAACACGAAAUAAUCACUGGGUUGAAGUACUUGCACUCGGUGAAGAAGGCCGGGAUCCGGGUCGACAAGUUGGAAGAGCCAUUGGGGUCUUACGCGCCAAACACCACCGAUAAGCCUUAUUAUGAGCGUAGUUUCCCGGAGGUGGAAGCUCCUUCAGGAAUGUUGGCCAGGGGAAGUUACUCAGCCACCACAAAGUUUGUGGAUGAUGACAAGACCACACACUUGAGCUUUCCUUGGUCUUUUCAGAUCACUAAGUAGGUUCAUAAAAUAAAGGAUUUAGUUAACAUCUCAUUGAUCAAAGUC